Messenger RNA from Symbiodinium sp. CCMP2456, 570 nucleotides. The record is from the annotation of a GenBank genome assembly. NCBI's taxonomy places the organism in Eukaryota, Dinophyceae, Suessiales, Symbiodiniaceae.
AUGGUCAAGAUCCGGAUUCAACAAGCACGACCAGUUUCAAUUUCUGCUUUUGCGCUUAAGACUGCUUACAUCUUUACGGAUGGAGCUUUCGAGAAAGGCAAGGGCACCUUUGGAGGUGUCUUUGUCUCUCCGGAAGGGGCUUGUCUCUCGUAUUUUGCAGGCGAGGUGAGCAAGAGUGCGAUGGAUGAACUUCUUUCGUCAUCGGCUCAUCCCAUAUACGAGCUUGAAUUGCUUCCAGUCUUGAUUGCAUUGCACGUGUGGGGCAGCAGGUGCAUAGCGCAACAAGUAGUAUAUUAUCUUGACAAUGAACCUGCAUGCAUUGGCUUGAUCAGAGGGUCGGGCGGUACCUCCACUGCUGACCUCUUGAUUGCCAAAGCGGUGAGGCUCGAGUGUGAGCUAGGCCAGCAUGCGUGGUAUGCUCGAGUACCUCAUGGGAACAUCGCUGAUGAUCCAAGCCGUUUUUCCUUCGAGCGCUUGAACAGGCUCGGUGCUGCAAGAUUCAUUCUAGAUGAUGACUGGGUCGCGAGCCUCGUUUUGGAAGCGGGGUGGAGUGGCCGGGAGGCUCGAUGA